UUUUUGGCUGUCUCCUUGCAACAGUAGAAGGUCUUCACUUGCUGUCGCGGCUUGCUGUCCCUCCCUCUGUGUGGCGCUUCCCCUCGCUUCCCACCAUCUCACGCAUCUCCCGCGCCAUCCUCGGUAUACCCAUUCAACCGAUUCUCCGCAGUGCUGAAAUAGAGAGUGAGUGAAAGGAGGGGGGCAAAAGAGAGAGAGUGAGAGAGAGAGAGAGAGAGAGAGAAGCGAGGGGGCGAUACGGUAAAACACACGAUAGAGAAAGAGUCAGAGUCAGAGAGAGAGAGAGAGAGAGAGAGAGAGAGAGAGAGAGAGAGAGAGAGAGAGAGAGAGAGAGAGAGAGAGAGAGAGAGGGGGCGCAAAAGGAAAACUGCACAAUCUGAAAAGGCUCCCUAGCGCGCGGAUCUUUCGACGGCUGCACAAUUCAUUUGGACGGUCGGAAAGGAUGAGCAUGUUCAGCACGCGGGCGCUCACACUCCUGUCCUCGGUGUUUGGGGCGUGCGGCCUGCUCCUGGUUGGCGUGGCUGUGUCCACAGACUACUGGCUGCUGAUGGAGGAGGGUGUCAUUCUGCAGCAGAACCAGAGCAUGGAGGUCAGGAUGGCCCUGCACUCCGGCAUGUGGAGGGUCUGCUUCGUGGCAGGACCUGAACAGGGGAGAUGUGUAGCAUCAGAAUACUUCACCACUGAAGCUGAGAUAGAUAUUGUGACCGAAAACACUGCAAAUAUACUGAAGAUGGUACGGACAGCCACACCGUUCCCCAUGGUGUCGCUGCUCUUUGUCUUCACUGCCUUCGUCAUCAGUAACAUCGGACACAUCCGGCCACAGCGCACCAUCCUGGCCUUCAUCUCCGGAAUCUUCUUCAUCCUCUCAGGGCUCAGCCUGGUGGUGGGCCUGGUCCUCUACAUCAGCAGCAUCAACGACGAGGUGAUGAACCGGCCGCGUGAGCCUGAGCACUUCUUCCACUACCACUACGGCUGGUCCUUCGCCUUCGCUGCCAGCUCCUUCCUCCUCAAAGAGGGGGCCGGGGUGAUGUCAGUGUACCUCUUCAUGAAGCGCUACGCCGAGGAGGAGAUGUACCAGCCCCACCCGUCCCUCUACCGCCCCCGCCUGUCCGAGUGUAGCGACUACAGUGGCCAGUACCUGCACCCCGAGUCGUGGCCUCCUCCGCAGCGGGGCCGCAGCGCGUCUGAGGUCUCCAGUGACAUCUCCAUCCAGCUGAACCAGACGCCCCCGCCGCCCAAGGGCAGCUCCCAGCAGCAACAGCAGCAGCAGCAGCAACAACAACAGCAACAGGCCCCAUCCUCUGGCCCCUCCUCGGGCGCCAGCUACCAGCAGUCCUCCUCCUCCUUCUCCUACCCCCACCACACCAUGUCCUCUCACCCCAGCGGGCCUCCUCCCCAGUCCAUGCCCAUACCCAUGGCCAUGCCCCCCUCUGCCCAGCCCCCUCCCCGCUACCACCAACACAUGCGCAUGAGUGCCUCGCCAUGCUAGAAGGGGGGAGUGAGGGAU
Molecule: messenger RNA, 1507 nt
Organism: Coregonus clupeaformis (lake whitefish)
Lineage: Eukaryota; Metazoa; Chordata; Actinopteri; Salmoniformes; Salmonidae
Product: voltage-dependent calcium channel gamma-7 subunit-like
Exons: 6
Coding region: 443-1489 (348 amino acids)
Biological process (GO): postsynaptic neurotransmitter receptor diffusion trapping; transmission of nerve impulse; calcium ion transport
Cellular component (GO): AMPA glutamate receptor complex; postsynaptic density membrane
Molecular function (GO): channel regulator activity; voltage-gated calcium channel activity
Source: RefSeq, a predicted model, not a curated record